Molecule: messenger RNA, 5548 nt
Organism: Hyla sarda
Lineage: Eukaryota; Metazoa; Chordata; Amphibia; Anura; Hylidae
Gene: PALLD
Product: palladin, cytoskeletal associated protein
Exons: 20
Coding region: 603-3626 (1007 amino acids)
Source: RefSeq, a predicted model, not a curated record
CAUUGAAAUCCCCAGACAAUGGUAGGUUCACACUGCAGAUACAAGGGAGGAGGAACUGAGAGAAGAUGUCAGUGAGUGUUAUUUUUGGUUGUUAGCAUUCCUCCUCAAAAUACACACCCUGGUUCCAAAGACACAGAGGAGAAGGACUGCCUGCCUGCCUGCCUCACAUGUAGCCAGGAGAGGACUAGCACACGACUUCCUCCUCCUUCCCGGGCAGGAGUCUUUGUUGUGUGGGAUCUGGAGGAGUAAGGAGAAGGACUGUGUACAUGUGACUGCCUGGAAUGUGACUGCUGGGAUCUCUACUUCACUCCACACAUUGUGAGGCAGCCAGCUCCUCCAGUCUGUGUCUACUGCUCCAGCCCUGGUGGUUCUGUGAAGGAAGAGAGCUGCACAACUCGCCUGACAUUAUCAUCUCCUCUGAGGUGGACGGCUUUCACGUGCUUGUCAUUGCUGAAGCCUUUGAGGACGACACAGGACGCUAUACUUGUGUGGCAUCUAACGCCCUUGGUUCUGACACCUCUUCAGCAGAAGUUUUUGUUGAAGGGGCCAGUUCUUCAGACUCAGAAAGUGAAGGCUUCUCUUUCAAGUCAAAUCAAGGAACAAUGCCGCAGGCUCAGAAGAAAACAUCCUCUGUUUCAUUGACAAUAGGACCUUCAUCACCAAAAUGUGGGAUAACCACAGCAGUAAUGCAGCCGAUAUCUAUUCCUGUUCAGCAGAUCCAGAGCCCCACUUCCUAUCUGUAUCGUAAAGAAGGGCCCAGUGCUUCCAAUUUCUCUCCUCCUUCCUUUACCAAGGAACUCCAGAGCUUGACAACAUCUGAAGGUCAAGUUGUGGUCCUGGAGUGCAGGGUAAAGGGCACACCGCCGGUUAAUGUCAAAUGGUUUAGACAAGGGACUGAAAUCCAGGAUUCUCCUGACUUCAGGAUCCUACAGAAAAAGCCCCGCUGUGCAUCUGAAAAUGAGAUGAUCUGUACAUUGGUGAUUGCAGAGACGUUCCCAGAAGAUGCCGGUGUGUUCACGUGCACAGCAAGGAAUGACUAUGGCUCAGUGACCUGUAGCGCACAGCUAACAGUGCUGUCUGCAAAUAAUGAGCGGAGCAGAAGUGAUGUGUCAAGUGGAGAGAUUAGUGGUUAUGAUUUCCAGAAACAUUCAUCCUCUUCUCCAGCAGCAGCUAAGAGUAGUGGUCUUGAAAUGCCAUCAAAGAAAACAUUGGAGUGUUUUCAGCCCAGUCAUCUAGACUCCAAGCCUAAUGUGGAAAGAAGUCAUCUGCAACUUAAUACCCUGGAGCGGAAAAGUAACGGUGUUCACAGUAAUAAUGGUGUAAAUGGUGUAAAUGGGAAUCAAGAAAGCAACUACUAUACUGCUAUAUCUCCUACAUCUCCUACUUCCCCGACCAAAGAACCACCACCGGUGCCUUCAAAGCCUAAACUGGAUACUCAGACAUUACUGCAGCUACAGAAUCAAAUACGUCAAGAAAAAGAAUCUGCUGCCUUGAAACAACAAGCAAGCCAUCAGCAAAGUACACCACCUUCACCAUCUUUUCCUCCUCCACCAUCCUUCCAGGAGCUAGAGGCCAGCCAGUUUAUCUCUACCCCAGCACAAAUGAGUGUUCUGAAUUCUCACAGUUCCCCUGCAAUGCAACCUGCAAGUUCCUUCAACUAUGCUCGGCCCAAACAAUUUAUUGCUGCUCAGAAUAUGAGUCCUGCCUCGGGCUUUGUCACACCAUCUUCUGGGUCUUCUACCUCCAGCCUCCCAUCUCCAACAUCAACACCUCAAAAACAGUUUGGUAGAGCUCCAGUGCCACCAUUCUCCCAACCAUUUGCUUCAGAAGCAGAUCCGUUUUGGUCUCCAACAUCAUCAUCUCCACCACCUCCACCACCUCCUGUGAUGAGUCCUACAGCAAACUAUAGUAUUCAAGAUCAGUUUCCUCUUCCUCCACCGCCUCCUCCACUUCCAGUGUCUGCCCCUUCACCAUCAUACAGUCCAUCUCUUUCUCCAACUACAAGAGGAUCUAACUCAGGCAACAGCCCUGCAGCCUUCCUUAGUUCCAUGCUGCCAUCCCAGCCAUCACCUAUCUCAUUCAAUGAGCUUGGACUUCCAAAAGGUGUAAUGCCACCGGGCUUCCCAAAAAAGGCUGGCCGGACUGCCCGUAUAGCAUCUGAUGAGGAGAUUCAGGGAACAAAAGAUGCCGUCAUUCAAGAUCUGGAGAGAAAGCUUCGCUUUAAAGAAGAACUUAUCAACAACGGGCAACCGAAAUUGACAUAUGAGGAGAAAAUGGCCAGACGACUGCUUGGAGCUGAUAACGCAGCAACAGUUUUUAACCUUCAGGAGUCAGAGGAUGACUUGAAUUCACAGGAAUACAAAGUGUCCAGCUUUGAGCAGAGACUUAUCAGCGAGAUAGAAUAUCGCCUUGAGCGCUCUCCUGUUGAAGAAUCAGAUGAUGACGUGGAUCAUGACGAAGACUAUGCAGAGGAUAGCUCUCCUCCUCAGUUUGAGACAAAACUAAAGCAUUACAAGAUCUUUGAAGGGAUGCCUGCUACAUUCACCUGCAAGGUGACUGGCAAUCCGAAGCCAAAGAUAUAUUGGUUUAAAGACGGUAAGCAAAUAUCAAAAAGAAGUGAACACUACAAGAUCCAGAGAGAACCUGAUGGGACCUGCUCCCUUCAUACCUCUGCCUCCUCCCUGGAUGAUGACGGAAACUAUACCAUCAUGGCUGCCAACCCACAGGGGAGAGUAAGUUGCACUGGGAGGCUGAUGGUACAAGCUGUGAACCAGAGGGGAAGAAGUGUCCGCACGCCCACAUCACAGCCCCAUGCUAGACGACCCCGAUCUCGGUCAAGAGAUAGUGGUGAUGAAAAUGAACCUAUCCAGGAGAGAUUUUUCCGUCCUCACUUCUUGCAAGCUCCUGGAGAUCUCAUUGUUCAAGAAGGAAAGCUGUGCAGGAUGGAUUGCAAGGUGAGUGGCCUACCUACUCCUGACCUGAGUUGGCAAUUGAAUGGAAGACCUGUCCGUCCAGACAACUCUCACAAAAUGUUGGUGCGUGAGAAUGGUGUGCACUCCCUGAUCAUUGAGCCAGUGACCACGAGAGAUGCAGGGAUAUAUACGUGUGUGGCCUCUAACCGUGCUGGACAGAAUUCCUUCACCCUGGAGCUGAUAGUUGCUGCACGAGAUGCCCACAAACCACCAGUGUUCCUAGAAAAACUUCAAAACACAGGUGUUGCAGAAGGAUACCCGGUGAGACUAGAGUGCCGAGUCUCUGGAAUGCCCCCACCACAAAUAUUCUGGAAGAAAGAAAAUGAUUCCCUGACGUACAACACCGACCGAGUCAGCAUGCAUCAAGAUAACUAUGGUUACCUCUGCCUACUAAUUCAAGGUACCACUAAAGAGGAUGCUGGAUGGUACACUGUAUCAGCAAAGAACGAGGCUGGCAUUGUAUCUUGUACUGCCAGGCUUGAUGUGCACACUCAAUGGCAACAAUCACACACCCCCAAAACGAGGAAAGUACGUCCAUCCACUAGCCGAUACGCAGCACUUUCUGACCAAGGGCUGGACAUCAAAGCUGCUUUCAUGCCAGAAGCAAACCCAGUGCAUCUGCAGCCAGCACUGGUGGAGAGCGAUGACCUGUAGAUGGGACAUGUGGGAACUUUCUGUAGCAGCCAUCGGAGGAAGUCAUUGGGAGCUACAGCUGUCACUUGGCAGCAGUCUCACAUCAUGUAACAAGUCAGACACACCAUCAGCUAACCUGAUAGAGACAUGUUAAACUGCAUAUUAACUAUAUAUGUAAGCAGUCUUGAGCAUAGGAUAGCAGGGAUGAUAAACCUUAUGUAUUUAUGCACAUAAGUAUCACUCACUCUUCUGCUAUAUGAAAGGAUCUCUUGUUUAUUCUGCUUGUUUGUGCCUUAUGUCUGCGAAGACAGUGGUGUAGGACAAUAGUGUGCAAUGUUUUAUGUUGGAGUGCCACAAACACCCACAGUAUGUUUGUCAAUUGCAAAAGGCUGCCAAGGUGAAAUGCUAUAUUGCUUCAAGAGUGUAAAAUACAGCUUGCUUCUUUGUAUACCAUUGUAACUACUAUAAAUAACUAACAUUGGACAUCAGGAGGUAAAUACCUCCAGGAGAUUCACAAAGGUGUGACAAGCGGGGAUGACUGUGGACGUAGCUGGCUAUGGACUUGGAGCAGAAGGAAGAAAAAAAAGUUUCACACCCUUUCUAUGCUUCUUUGCACCCUCAGUUUUGUCGCCGAGAACAUCUGCAGUUCACUGUAUGACCGGGUUCACUAAUAUGAUGCAAAGUCUAAUACCCAAAAGAACAUUGUUCAGAUACUGUCAGGGUGGCCCACUACAUUUACAGACACAAACAAACAUGAAGUAUGCAAUCCUAUAAGACAAUGCACUCUAGAAGAAUGACAUUUAUGAAUGGUGGGGUUGUCCUGGAGAGAAGUCACCUUCAGUAAACAAGGUCUGCAGUGACUUGUUGUAUUCCAGUUAAUAUAUAAAGUACAUGGUAAAUUCAGUGUCAGCAAGGAGAACAUUAGAAUGGUAUGUAGUAAAGGACUAGUGAAGGUGAAAAUGACAAGUUCAAGUGUUUUUAUAUGCUGUUUUAUAUGCACAGGCAAGAUGAGUCCCUCUAAAACAGCCUCGGAUUUCAGAAGAUUCCAAACCAAAGCUAACUGGAUGGAUCAGAGGGAUGUAUUCCGAGACUUCGUAUAGAUGGAUUGCUAUAUUUUAUCACCAAGAUUGUCUACCAUAAAGAAAGUUAUAACUAUACAAGCCCAAACCAGUCAGUGAUCCCACUAACAUUUACCCCAACAGUAGCUGUUAUGACCACUGUAUAGGGGCCACUGCACCACACCGCUUAAUAGCUGCCCACCCUUUUCCAUCCUGAACAGACUUGAAGGGCCGUUCAUGUAGUAGUGGACAACACAAGGCUCAAUAUGGCCUUGAAGAAUUCACUAAAUGUCAAAGCAGCAGCAGGAGUGCGCUGGGAGAACUCGCCCAACAAGUUUACACUUAUUUAAUAGAGAAUAAACAAGCAGCACAUCAAACAAUCUGUUGGUUAGCUACCUCUCAGUAUUGAUACAGCACUGCCAAUUCAUAUGACGUACCACUUGUUGAAUGCCUGCCCUUUGUUUUCUGGAUUGUGCCAAGAUAAGGACAUGCUCCACAUAUCAGGCUUGAUAGGCAUACUUACGUAAAACAUGACUAUUAUUUAGAUUUCAUGCCAGCCUGCUUUCAGCAGAAUUUUUCGUAUGACUGCCUCAAUAGGGAUGAAAGGAUGUUGCGUUUCAGGCAUGGCGAAGGCAAUGUUACUAUUGAAGAAAAGCUGUGAGCAAGCAUUUCCUGCUGGGCAGUAAUUAACAUCCCCGUGAGAACUGGUAAUGACUAAAGACGAGGAAAUCCACGAGAUUCCUUAAAGGGGUAUUCCGCCCCUAGACAUCUUAUCCCCUAUCCAAAAGGAUAGGGGAUAAGAUGUUAGAUCGCCGGGGUCCCCAGGGAUCGACGCUGCGGCACCCCGCUAUCAUUACUGCGCAGAGCGAGAACUCUGCACGUAAU